Molecule: messenger RNA, 5199 nt
Organism: Anastrepha obliqua
Lineage: Eukaryota; Metazoa; Arthropoda; Insecta; Diptera; Tephritidae
Gene: Elovl7
Product: elongation of very long chain fatty acids protein 7
Exons: 6
Coding region: 770-1798 (342 amino acids)
Biological process (GO): fatty acid elongation, polyunsaturated fatty acid; sphingolipid biosynthetic process; fatty acid elongation, monounsaturated fatty acid
Cellular component (GO): endoplasmic reticulum membrane
Molecular function (GO): fatty acid elongase activity
Source: RefSeq, a predicted model, not a curated record
ACGAACGUUGAAACGUUGAAUGGCUCCACAGUAGCCAACGGAAAUUCAUGCACACACACACAUAUAUAUAGUCUCAACCGAAUAGUCUCACAAAUAUAAAUGGUCACAAUUUGUACAUACAUACACACACAUGAUUGAACAAAAGCGAGCAUUGAAAAGUGUUAGAAACGGAUUUUGAAGGCGAACAAAAAGGAAACGCGUAUAUUUCCGGUGGUGCGCUAAAAAUAAAUCGAGUAUAAAGAAUAAAUAUUUGUAAAAUAAAUCUAAAGAAAUAAAAUAAAGGAUACUUAAUUAUAAUAUUUUUUUAUUUAGUUGUGAAAUAAUUUAACAGUGUGUCUAGCAAGGAUCUGACUACUAGUGCGUUUAAGUGAUAUUUUAGCGUGUUUAAAAAUAUCAAUUUGAACAAAAGAUUGAAAAUUAUUCAACGCAUAUACUUAAAAAAAAAUAUUUUAAUCAGAAAUAAAUAAAAAAACAAAACGUUAGUAAAUGAAUUGCAUCGAAAAAUUGAAAACAUAAACUAAAAUAAUUUAUAUAAUCAUAAUUGUCUACGGUAGUGGUCUUAAAAUUUUUUAUAUAAGCAACCAAAUCAUCAAGUGCUGGAUUACGGGUUUUAGUGAGCCAUUUUCAACGUUUCAAUUACAACAACAGCAUACAUUGAAUAUCAGUAUUGAUUAGCGUGAAUUUGACCAUAAUUUAUGCUUGGCAUCUCAUUUAAUUAGGCAACUUAAGUUUUUUAAAUUUAAACAAAAAAGAAAACAAACUACAAAAAAUGGACUACUACAUCAACACAAUUUACGCUGGCUGGCGUGAUCUCAUGGACAACAAAUCCGAUCCGCGCACGCGAGAUUGGCCAUUAAUGAGUUCACCAUUCCCCACCAUUGCAAUCAGUUUGUCCUACGCAUACUUUGUGAAGGUACUUGGUCCCAAAUUGAUGGAAAACAGAAAACCUUUUGAAUUGCGCAAAGUCUUAAUCGUUUACAAUUUUGCGCAAGUACUAUUCAGCGCUUGGUUAUUCUAUGAGUCCUGCAUUGGUGGUUGGUUGAAUGGUUACAACAUCAGAUGUGAGCCUGUGGACUAUUCAAAUUCGCCAAGAGCGUUAAGGGUUGCACGAGGUUGUUGGUGGUACUACAUCUCCAAAUUCACCGAGUUCUUCGAUACACUAUUUUUCGUGAUGCGCAAACGCUAUGACCAAGUGUCGACACUGCACGUCAUCCAUCACGGCAUUAUGCCCUGCUCCGUUUGGUGGGGCGUGAAAUUCACACCCGGCGGGCAUUCGUCAUUCUUCGGUUUUCUCAACACCUUCGUACACAUCAUCAUGUACACCUACUACAUGUUGGCUGCCAUGGGACCCAAAGUACAAAAGUAUUUGUGGUGGAAGAAAUAUCUCACUGUCUUGCAGAUGAUCCAAUUCGUAUUGGUUAUGGUGCACUCAUUCCAGUUGUUCUUCAAAAACGAUUGCAACUAUCCCAUUGGCUUUGCAUACUUCAUUGGCGCGCAUGCAGCUAUGUUCUAUUUCCUCUUCUCGGACUUCUACAAACAGGCCUAUCUGAAGCGAGAGCAGAAGAAGGAUAGACUAGCAGCCAAUGGCAAGCUGAGCAACGGCUAUGCAAAUGGCGCACUGAAAGCCAAUGAAGAGCAGCAGUUCAAAGAGAUUAACGGCAACCUCAAAGUGCAGGAUAAUAACAAAUUUGAUGGUUACUACAAGUCCACACUGGCGUCGCAAUCGCCAAGUCUCGCUACAACAGCAGCAACAGCAACAACAACGAGACAGCGGGUCUUUGCCACGGCGAAUAAUUAAUUUAUAAAAAUCUUAUCUAAUAAUUUAAAGAAAAGUAAAAAACGAAAAAUAGAUAUUUAACUUUAAGUUACUCGCUCUUAAGGCUUUUGUAGUUAUUUGUAUGAGAAUGUACGUUAAAAGCAAAAGAAAAACAUAGAUAAAGAAAAACAAAGAUAUAGAUAAACGAAAGAAAUACUAAAGAAAAGAAAUUAAAUGAAUGUAAAAAAAUUUCAAAAUUUAUACAGACGCAUAGAUACAAGAAAAAAGAAACAAGAAAAGUAAUUACAUACUUAAGUUGUACUUAAAGGAGUAUUUUAAAUGUCAAGUCACAUAGACUUGUAUGUAAGAAAAUAAAUUUAAAAAAUAAUAAUCCGGAUAAUACUUGAAAUGCAAGUAAACAAAAAUGGUGGAAUUAUGCAGCUGAAGUAUUAAGAGCAGUACGAAAGAAAGAUGGAUGGAAGUGUGGGCCGCUUAGAUUUUCUAAAUGUGGGUAAGAACAGACUAUUAAUUGGGCACUCGCUUGAAUUGUGUUUGCAAUACCUGUAAAUAUGUGAUUCAAAAUUACAUUUGUGGAUAUUCCACGCUAAGGAAAAUAAUUAAGCCAAAUAUGACUACUUUUAUGCUUAGUAGUACGAGUAGUAGUUUUUUUUUUUUCUUCAAAUUAUAAUGAGCUGACCAAUUUUAAGGAUUACGCCUGAAUUUAGUGCUGACAAAGAAGCACUAACAAUAACAAGAGUGCUUUAAAGAUUUUACAGUUAUCGAAUUUCAAACUAUUAAAAAUUAUGUGAUAUUCUAAGUCCCCGGAAUAAUUAUGCUAAGGAAUAAUUCUGCUAAAAAAAUUAAUUUUAAACGAUCUUCACACGCAAAAGUUCUCAUUAUCGGCGUUCGCAAUUACCAGUCCUUGACGCAGAUAACGAGAACUUUUGCGUGUGAAGAUCGUGCAGAAUUGGAUGCAUGCUUAUCCUCAUAUUUUAGAUAAAAUGUCCAACUACAGGUUCAAAACACUCUAAUGGCCUUAGGUAGAAACAUCCAUCAAAAUUGUGGAAUUCGUGAAAAAAAAUUUGCCCAAAUAAUUCUUCAAAAAAUCACCGAAUGCAGUGAAUGCAGUUAAAUACAGGAAAUCCAUAUCAAGAAAGUCGAUAAUACAAGAUGAAGUCCAAAAUAAAAAAGACUGGCGUCAUAGAAAUAUUUUUGAUGGCGCCAUCUUUUUAAUGAGUUAGUGAAAGCUUGGUGACAUUCGGUUCAGUUUCUAUUUUAGCUCAGUCUUGUCUAUUUUGGACCUUGUAGGUAUACGCAAAUAAUUUAUAACAAUUUUUGCAAAUUAUGAAAUUUUGGUGUUCAUGUAACCAAAAAACUUGCAAAGUAGGGGAGAGUGAGAGGGCAAAAUGACAUUUCCUUUUUGAAAGAAAGUUGCAAUUUUUACUGGAUAAACUUUUUCUUGUAAGAAAAUCAGCUGAUUACAAAGUAAAAGUAAACAAGAAUUCAAAUUGGCUAAUUGAGUCAAAAUUGUAAACUUAAAUUAAUUUUUUUAUUAAAAUGGAGAAUGAAAUGGAAGAAAUUAUUGUGAACAAACAUAAAUUAUGUGAUGCUCAGCUCGGUAUUUUGCAUUUUAUGUGCUAAUUUUUCUAAUUUUUUUAUUUAAUGCGAGGUAACUCAACUGAUUUUUUUUUGUAAUUUUUCCCGCUAAAAAUUAAAUCAGCUAUUCGUGAAACUGGCAAAUUAUUACCGGUUUUGCGUUCAUGUCCUUAUUUAUUUUAGAAUUUUUUUUCUUUGAGAGCGAAUUCUCAUAAAUUAGAUUACUUGCAAGUUACUGCAUAAUUUUUAAUUAUGUUUGAAUUUUUAGGACGUGAAUUUAAAUAAGUCAGUAUGAGAGAUUCAUAAAGUUAAACCGAUUGCACCUACUCUUCUUCAAGCAUUUUCUUCAAAACUUUAUUUGGAAAUGCAUUCCGCGCUGGAAAAAUAGUUUAUUUUUACAUUUAUUGGCAGACCAAGGAAGUUAUGGCUGUGGAAUAAUAAUUUCUGAGCGAAGUUGGUAGUGCUAGAAAUUAUUUCGCCCUGAAACGCUUGAAAUAUCUCCUCCAAUAAGCGAACAAAAAUCCAGAACUGAAAUGCAUCUCGCAUCCUCUAAAAUGGUUGAUAAGUGGCACGGCGCAGGUACAUGGGACAAGCCAUGUUUUUCCGCAAAUUGCUUAUCCUCAUUUGGAGAUUUUUCAUUUUUUAUUCACAAAUAAAUGAUAUUUUUCAUAUGACAUGUAUUUAAAAAAAAAAAAAUUCAAAUGGAAAAUUAAAAAACAAAAACUCCAAAUAAAUAAAAUUUUGAAAAUAAUAUCAAAAUUGCCCCAUAAAUUCAUGAGCAUACCUCCAACGCAUAAAGGCAACAUUGUAAAAUAUAUGCCAAAUGUCAGAAAAUGAACAGAGAAAGUUGCCUUAUUAUAUUUAUUAAUAUUAUUUCCUAAGGUCCCAGAGAAAAAUAGAACAAAGCUGCCUUAUUACCUCAGCUUUAUCAUUCCGCCAUGAGUGAAUAGUUAGUAAACUUCCGUGAAUAUUUAUCAAGACGCAUUUAUUAAUGAAGAUGGCACUAGACCAACAACAACGUUUUGUAUUAUACAUUAGAAUGUCAUGACAAAAGAAAAUAGAAAAGAAAAAGAAAAUAGAAAAGAAAAGGACGAACUGCGUUGCCGCACAGUCGACUUGCAGUUGGAGUCAGCUGCAUACGGUGAUGGUGCGAAUGGAACGGCUUUUCGUCAUUUUUGCUGGCAUCCUAAUGCACACGGCGAAAGAAAUAAAAAACAAAUCAGUUGGUCUACUGAAAUCACCUUUAAUAGAUUCGGCUUGAUAUUUGUGUAUUUGAUAAAUGAAAAAAGAAUUGUAAAAAUUAGGUGGUCUCAAUAAGUGAAAAAUCGGAAAUCAAGUUAAAACGAACAGAACUUCAGCACAAAAUAUGAAUGCUUGUGCGUUUUACUUACCCUAUAUCUUUCUUUAUUCUUCUUCUUACAAUUACAUACAUACAUACAUUUUAUUCAAUAUACCUUUGUGAUUCUUUUGUACUUAACGCCAAACUUAUUUUUUUAUUUUUUUUUGGUUUUAUGAAGAGCAUACAACAUGAUUUGCAUUCUAUUCUGUGAUUUGUUGUUGUGCUGUUAAACUUUUUUAGUAUUUUCUGUGUUGGUGUACUUGUAUUUUUUGUGGUUGAGUGACUUUUCGAGAUUUUAUUUUUGUAUAAAGGCAGCUGUAUAGACAUAUUUAUACAUACAUACAUACGUGUGCAAUUAAAAAACAAAAACAACAUCAAGCAAAACUACUCAAUGAAAUCAUGCUAUGCUGUAAAAUAACACAAAUAUAUGUACAUAUGUGCAUAUUUAUGCAAAAAAUCAAUAAAUAAAUAAAAUAUAUUUUAUAUUUUUUAUGAUGAGAAGAAAAUA